Rotaria sordida is the source of this 1218-nucleotide messenger RNA. The record is from the annotation of a GenBank genome assembly. NCBI's taxonomy places the organism in Eukaryota, Metazoa, Rotifera, Eurotatoria, Philodinida, Philodinidae.
AUGAAGUCAUUAUUAGGAAUGAAUAUUUUUGUUGUAAUAAUAAGUUUAAUUGUUUUAUUAAUUGGAAUUAUUUAUCAACCAUUACCAAAAGAUUUUCCUCAACCAUGGAAAUAUCGUUUUUUAUCAUAUUGGGCUCAUCGAAUUGAUCAAUUAGGAUAUUAUUGUGAACAAAUGAAUUUAUUUACUCGUAUUGAUUUAAUACGAAAUCUUCAUUAUUUAUCAAUUGGUUUAUUUCAAAAACGACAUCCUGAAUGUCAUUUAAAAGUUUAUGAUAGAAAAAUUGCAAAUGUUAGUGUACGAAUUUAUGAACCAGAAGAAUUAAUUAAUUAUGAGAAAAAAACAGUAAUGAUUUAUUUUCAUGGUGGUGGAUUUCUUUUAGGAUCAGUUGAAACAUAUGAUCAAGCAACGUAUCUAAUGGCUAAUUUAACACGUACAACACUUAUUGCAGUCGAAUAUCGUUUAGCACCAGAAUAUCGAUUUCCAAGUGGUUUAGAAGAUUGUUUAUCUGUUAGUCGAGAAUUAUUUAAAAAUGGAAAUAAUUAUAAAAUAAAUUCUAAUCGAAUUAUAUUAUCUGGUGAUUCAGCUGGAGGAAAUUUAGCUUUAGUUGUUAGUCAUUCAUUAAUCAAUGAUGGAUAUAGACCAUAUUUAUUAUCUUUAUUAUAUCCAUCAUUACAAUUUUUUGAUUUUACUUUACCAUCUUAUCGUUUAUAUUUAAAACGAAAUAUUCUUGGUGUUUUAAAUGAAAAUAAUCUUCUUUCAAUGGUAUCUUUAUUAAGUGAAGAUGAUAUUCAAAUAACAAAUGAUAUAUUAUUUAAUUCACAUGUAUCAAUUGAUGAUAAAAAAAAACUUUAUCCUUUUAUAGAUCCAAAUAAAUAUUUAUCUAUAUCAUAUGAAUUCAAUGAAAGUCAACAAAAAAAUGAAAAUUUAAUAAAAAAUUUAAAAUUUUUAUUAUCACCAUUAAUGUCUCCAUUACUUGUAUCUGAUCAACAAUUAAUUCAAUUACCAAAAAUUCUUCUUUUUACAACAGAAUUUGAUAUUCUUCGAGAUGAAGGUUUUAUAUUUGCAUCUCGAUUAAAUUCAUUAAAUAAAACAAUUUAUCAUCAUCAUUUUUCUAAUGCAUUUCAUGGUGCUCAUGUUUUUUUAUAUGGUCCAUUAAGAUUUGAAAUAGCUCAUCAAAUGAUCGAACAUACCGCCCAGAUAAUCAGAAAUCAUAUGUAA